AUAGCGUGUGCAGGAAUACAUUGAAACGCGACGGCGUGCAGUAUGUGUGUUAGAAUUAUGGUGCAAGGUGCAGGCCGCGUGUUUGGUGUGGUUGUGCCGAGCGUACUCCUGACACUACUGUUCGUUGAUCAAGUAAGAACAGCGCAGUGUUCCAUAAUGAUGCAGCCAAAACAUAUAACUCUGUUACAUGAUAUAGAUUUGUAGGAACUUAGUGCAUAUCCUCUCUCACCCACGACGUCUCCUCUCGUUAUCGUAUUCCCUUCGACUUGACGUCGAUCAAUACGUCGGUUUCACGCACAGUUCUGCUAGACAAUGAACUCUUACUCGAUGUACUUUUCAUUCAUACGCCUCUUCUAAACUAUGCGAUGGGGGGCAUGUUUGCUCUCCUCCGAAAUAUUGCUGCUCAUUCGGCUGUUGUUACGGAGUAUUUCCGCAAGUGCACUCUCAUUUGUCAGGAAUGAUUAAUUUCCUGAUUUGGACUUAUUGGUACUUAUGGGCAGCAGUACUCUCAGGUUUAGCUGUGGCAGCUAUUUUUGGCUGCUGGCUAUGGAAACGAAGACGCUCUGCUAUUAUAGAAGACUGUGGUUCUUCUGACAGAGCAUCUACAGGUCCUUGGUUUCCUCCACCGCAUUAUAGUCGUUGCAGUUCUUUUGUGCAAGCGUUACCACCACCUUAUAAUGAAGUUACCGCAAAACCAGAUUUGUAUCCACUGGUUAUCGGAUACGAUGAGAGUAAUGGAAAGGGAACAUCAGGAUUUGUUAUGCGGUAUUUUAGAUCAUUGUCCCAUGCGAGCACGUUGGAUUCUUUGAGUUCAAGUUUUAUGUGCAAUGUUGUCAACGAAGCUAACACCAUUAUUCCACCACCGUACUCCUGUAACAACAGUGCAGAUGAAUUAUCAGCGGUUGAAUGCGGAAGAGAAGAAAAUGGAGAUGUUGUGUCAGUUGUUUCGUUGGCUAAUCAUAGAACAACAUCAGACAUAUCGAGUUUAGCAGCUCAGUCACCGUGUUCACCGCCAAGGGCUACCAGUCCUACAAUAGAGCUACGUGAGUUGCUAGACAAAAUUCAACAACUACCACAAUUACCUAGCGGCCAUAGCACACUUUUGCCUUCUCAAAAUCAGCCUCAAUUUCUCCAUACUAAUAAUGUAAAUGGUACUGUACAACAACAACAACAACAACAACGGCCUUUAAGUCCAAAUGAUGUUGGAUCAUAUAGAACAAGAAGAAUGCGUGGAAAAAUGUAUAUGCCAUUAGGACUGCCAAAUUCAAGAAAUAAAACUAAACGAUGGUUAUCACGAUCAGCGCCUACAACACCAUCCGGUACAAUACCAAUGUCCUUUUUACCAGGACAAAGUAGACGGCCAUCUGAAACGGAUAAUAACAAUCAACAAGUAGUUCCUUUGCUAUCGGAGCAGGAUGAAACAGAAAAUAAUAAUGGUGAACAAUUAACCAAUGGUAUUCCACUGCUUUCUGAACAAGAAGAGAAUCGUCAAGCUACAUGACGAUGAUAAUAUUUUUGAUUAAUCUGAAACGAAAAUAAAAGAAAGAAAGAAAGAAAGA
Molecule: messenger RNA, 1559 nt
Organism: Polistes dominula (European paper wasp)
Lineage: Eukaryota; Metazoa; Arthropoda; Insecta; Hymenoptera; Vespidae
Cellular component (GO): cytoplasmic vesicle membrane
Source: RefSeq, a predicted model, not a curated record